CGGUGCCGGGCCGGGUGCCGCCGGUGUUGGCCCGGGAGGCGGAGGCGGAGCCGGAGGGAGGUCCCGGUGUCGGUGCCGGGCCCGGGCCGAGGGGGCCAUGGUGGUGCUGCGGGGCGGCGCGGGCCCGGAGGAGCCGUUCCCGAGGAUCGAGGACUGCCUGCCCCCGCUGGAGGACUCCCCGUCCAAGCGGUUCUCCCCGUCCAAGAGGAAACAGUAUUAUAUCAACAAGGCCAUCCGCAACUCUGACCUCAUCCCGAGGGCCAAGGGCCGCAAGAGCCUCCAGAGGCUGGAGAACACUCGCUACCUGAUGACACUUCUGGAGCGGGAUGACUGCGGGAGCGACGAGGGAGAGCUUGACCACUCCGCCACCCCCAGCAUCUUCACCGAGGCCUGUAACAACGAGACCUACGUGGAGAUCUGGAACGACUUCAUGAACCGGUCGGGAGAAGAGCAGGAGCGGGUCCUGCUCUACCUGGAGGAGGAGGCCAGGAAGAAGCACAGGAGGAAGCUGCCUGUCAAGAAUGAAGACAAGUGGAAAGAGCUCCCAGCCUACACGCCCCAGGAGUGUUUCCAGCGCAUCAGCCGCCGCCUGCGCGCCACCCUGAAGCGGGGCCGGAUCCCCAUGGGGACGCUGGAAGGGCUGGAGGAGGAGCUGCUGGCCUUCUUCUCUGUCACUCCCCACUCCGUCUACACAGCGCUGAUGGACAACAGCUUCGAGCGGCUCCUGCUCCACGCGCUCUGCCAGUACAUGGAUCUCGUCUCUGCCAGUUCGGACAUCGAAGGGAAACGUCAGAUGAAAGUGAGCAACAAACACCGUGUGUUCCUGCCCCCCGAGCUGCUGCUCUCAGACUACCUGGGGCAGCUGAGCUGAUGCCCCGAGGGCCGCCCUGCCCCUCCUUCGUCCUCUCCGGCCUCCCCCAGCCCCGUGGACCCUCGACCCUUCCCUGCUCCAGGAGGGACAGAGCCGGGGGCUC
Messenger RNA from Empidonax traillii (willow flycatcher), 974 nucleotides. It is a transcript of the gene R3HDM4, whose product is annotated as R3H domain containing 4. Lineage: Eukaryota; Metazoa; Chordata; Aves; Passeriformes; Tyrannidae. Bases 98 to 871 code for a protein of 257 amino acids. Gene Ontology annotation, molecular function: nucleic acid binding. The transcript has 8 exons. The record is from RefSeq and is a predicted model, not a curated record.